GACGAUCGCAAAUAUGUUAUCUGGGGUUGGUUUUUUUCGCUUUCCAAUUCGUGUCAAAUCGGUACGCACUUUUCUUCUUUUAGUUUUCAGCUCCACUCUGUUUAUUUUUUAUCUCUUGGGCCGUUAACGUUUAUUUCCGCGCGCUCGUUUUUUGGACCAGGAUAAUCUCACAUCGAUUUACAAAAUAGCAUUUCCAGCACUCGGCACCAAAUCAGCAUAAUGUUCCGCCUUGCCAACCGUGUUCGCACUGCCGUCGCGCAGCCGCUCAAGCAGCGCCUCAAUGCCAUUGCGCAGUACCACCAGCCAGCGAUCCUCCCAUACAGCCCCGAGAAGGGACUGGCACCCUUCCUGUCUGCGCAGUCGCUUGACUUUUUGUACAACAUGCGCCAGAAUCAGCUUGUCAACAACGUCAACCGGCUUUCUGAGGGAACUGAGUACGAGGCCAAGUCGCUUCUGCAUGUCAUUACGGAAUCCGCGCUCGAUCCCACGCAGACACCGCUCACCAACAACGCGUCGCAGGCAUGGAACAUUGACUUUUUUCUCCAGUCUUUGACCGACGAUGUCAGGCCACUCCGAGACGACGUCAGGCGGCACAUUGCAGAGCAGUUUGGCUCGUUUGAGCGGUUCCAGGAGACCUUCACGCAGUGCGCCCUGGCGCUCUUUGGAAACGGCUGGACAUGGCUGGUGAUGAACGACAGUGGGCAGCUUUCUGUUAUGAACACAUUCAAUGCCGGCAGCCCUUUCACUGCCAUUCCGUCGAUGAAGAAUGCUGGCCCUAAGAGUGCAUCUUAUGCGUCGAUCCACCGGAGCGUUGGUCGUCGCCCGUUCGCCAGACUCACUCCGAUCCUCGGUCUUAGCAUGUGGCAGGAGUCGUUCCUGCCCGACUACGGACUUGAUCGCGAGACCUAUGUGAACCGCUUCUGGGAGGUUGUCAACUGGUCGGUCGUCAACGAGCGCCUGAUGAACACCCGGAGUGGCUCGCAGUCGAAUUUCUAAAUACAUCUAUGAGCAGUCUUUUUUCAAUGACACGCUGCUUCCUAUAUCUCGAGCUGGUUUGUUUGCGCCUAGAUCUGAUACAAAAGUUUUAAAAAAAUUUACAAUGCUUGCC
Molecule: messenger RNA, 1108 nt
Organism: Kickxella alabastrina
Lineage: Eukaryota; Fungi; Kickxellomycota; Kickxellomycetes; Kickxellales; Kickxellaceae
Product: Manganese/iron superoxide dismutase
Exons: 2
Coding region: 220-996 (258 amino acids)
Biological process (GO): superoxide metabolic process
Molecular function (GO): superoxide dismutase activity; metal ion binding
Source: RefSeq, a predicted model, not a curated record